Molecule: messenger RNA, 1381 nt
Organism: Vitrella brassicaformis
Lineage: Eukaryota; Vitrellaceae
Source: the annotation of a GenBank genome assembly
AUGGCAUCGAAUAGCAAGCAGAGGCCCACGCUGCGCACCUCUCAGAGCGCCUCGGACCUCCGUCCACAUUGCCGUGCCCAGCCGCCCGUGCAGCGAGUUCCAUCAGGCCAUGGCUUCAUCCACAGACCAUCGAGGCCGCCGGCAGCCAAGGGUCCGAGCGCGAUAAGAAAGAAUGCACCAGCGGCGGAUGGCGGGGUUGAGAUACGCGCUGAGAAUGACAUGAUUGAGUAUUGUCCGAUGGGUAGUUUCGAGGAUCCGUCUGGGUACGCGGGUCUGGACAUCUGUGAUGGCGGGGUAGACGUGGCGGCGCUGCUGAGGGCGAUUGAGGCGAUGCCCUGGCAGGACAAGGGGAGCCCCACAGCCAAGGAUAGGAUGGUCGACGACGGGUGGGCAGAAGGGAUACGUAAGGGACUAAUAAGUGGUUCUUGCAGCAUUUGAAAUGAAAUGGUCAUUCUGUGUGGGUAUGUAUGCUGAGUUCAGGUUGGAUGUGUCAACGUGCUCUCUGAGUCCCGCUUCGCCUCUAUCCCCCACCGCCAUCUCACCGCCCUUUUCGUCGUUGUUCGCCACACCACCCACCCCCCUCUCGCCCAUAUCGCCCCCCGCCCUGCCGGCCAUCACACACGACGAGUCUAUUCUCGAUGUGACCUUCGAGCUGCCCCCUCCCAUGGUAUCAGCUGCCGACCAGCCGGCGGCGGCGUUUGUAGAUCCUUCGGGGUAUGGUGGUCUCGACCUCGACCUGUCGCCCUUUGGGAUUGCGCAGCCGGCCAUGGUCGGCGAUGCGUCCGAGGGCGGCUGGCCGACGGGUGUGUAUGAGGGGGGCCAGGCGGCCAGGCCGUCGCUGGGCGGGGCUGUAACCCCGGGGCCGGUGACGCCCGCGGCCAAGGGCACGCCCAAGUAGGACACAGCGAGCCAAACGGUCAUCUCUUUUAGCUAAUGCCGACAUGAUGCUGCUGGCAUGCAGGUUUGGGCUGACCCCUAUGGUUCCCUCCCUGACGCCGCCGCCUCAGGCAGCCUCCAGGCUGGGCGCGCAAGGCUUUCUCAAAUCGCGCCUCCCAUCCCUCGCACCCAUGGCUGGCUGCUUCUCCCCAGCGCCGCCCUUCGCAUCGCCCGCACCGCCGCAUGUGGUCAACAUGCGCAACCCGCUGGCAUCCCCUUUCCCGACACCAGCAUUCAUGCGGCAGCCAUACACGGGCGAGGGGGGGUGGGGCGAGGGGGCGCAGGAGGUGACUGAGGAGAGCACAGAGGCGUAGAUUGAACAGUUGGUUGAUGCGUUGAUGUUUGCGCAUGUGUGUAUGUGCGUGAGGAUGCAUAGAGAGGAGAGGGUAGGUGACGCGUGAACAGAUUGAUGGGCAUAUCCACAUUAUUAAAUGAUGUAUUGCUG